AAGACCCUAAUGGAUAUUUCUAAUCAGAGAGCUUCCUCUCCAGGAAGCGGCACUGAUGCAGCAUCUUUGAGUGACGCUACUAGCCGCCACGAUCUAACUAGGAAUUUAAGGAAAUGGAAACGCUGCGCCAAGACGAAGGUUGGCUUCGCUGCCCGUGAAAUUAGUUAGUUAACCCAACCACUCAACGCGUCACGCGUCUUGUCGCGUACUUCACACUUCGAACAACAGCUCAAGCGGAGAGUCCCAUGCGGUGGCCUUGAAGAUUGAUGAACCAAAGGUUUUGCCGUCGCAUUCGCAUCAUUCGAGGAUUCGGUCAAUGUCUGACGACGAGGUCCUUCCGGACGCACCCGCGAUCUCCGAGAAUGCGGAGGCGUCAGAGGCCCAAGACGGGAAUGCACACGAUCCAAACGAACGCACGGCAGCGCAAGGAACGAGUGAUGUGAAACUAGAAGAUUUAUUCAAGGACGAUGACGACGAUGAUGAGUAUCCAUUUUCCAGUGCCACAGAACCGGCCUCACAUGGCUCUCAAUCCGAAAAUGCAGAGAAUCCGGGGCCUCAGCCUGCGAAAAUUGACACGGAGACGAUGUAUGCGUUUUACCAGCGCUUGUUUCCAUUUAAAUAUUUAUUUCAAUGGUUGAAUCAUGGGAUAAAACCUUCCGUAGAUUUUGGGAAUCGAGAGUUCGCAUUCACCCUCCAAAACGACGCAUAUUUACGGUAUCAAUCAUACCCCACGGCUGAAGGUCUCCGCAAGGAUAUCCUGCGCCUCAACCCCUCGAGAUUUGAAAUUGGCCCUGUUUACAGCACAAAUCCACGCGACCGCAAAUCACUUCGCAAGUCCAGCGCAUUUAGACCGGUUUCCAAAGAAUUGGUUUUUGAUAUCGACUUGACAGAUUACGAUGAUAUUCGAACAUGCUGCGAGAAGGCAAACAUCUGUCCGAAGUGCUGGGCGUUUGUGACAAUGGCGAUUAAAGUAAUCGACAGAGCUCUACGUGACGAUUUUGGUUUCGAACAUAUACUCUGGGUCUAUUCUGGUCGCCGAGGUGCUCACGCUUGGGUAUGCGAUCAGCGAGCAAGAAACCUCACCGAUGAAAGAAGAAAGGCUAUCGCAGGAUACCUAGAGGUUGUCCGCGGUGGCGCACAGAGCGGGAAACGCGUAAAUCUGAAGCGGCCUCUCCAUCCCCAUGUUGAGCGCAGUCGAAAUAUCCUCAUUCCCUAUUUUCGCUCCACAAUUCUCAACAACCAAGAUACUUUCUCCUCCUCGGACCAAGCUGCCCGACUCCUCCAAUUCAUCCCUGACAAGUCUCUCAAAGAUGCCCUUCAGAAAAAAUGGGAGUCUGCCCCUUCGCGUGGCAGCUCGUCGAAAUGGUCUGACAUUGACGACGUGGCGAAAGCAUCUGGAAACCGGGAUCUGGACACAAAGGCACUCUUGGAAGCUAAGGAGGAUAUUAUCCUAGAAUACACGUACCCCCGACUUGACGCAGAAGUCAGCAAGAAAUUGAUCCAUUUGCUUAAGUCACCUUUUGUCGUGCACCCGGGCACGGGCCGAGUCUGCGUGCCUAUCGAUGUGAAAAGAGUGGAGCAAUUCAACCCCCUCGAGGUGCCCACGGUGGCGGAAUUGUUGGAUGAAAUUAAUGCAUGGGACACGGAACAUCGACCUGAAGCGACGGAUACAAAAAUGUCAGCCGGUGACGAAGAUGAUGGCGCAGAUGGCGACGACAUGAAGAAGAGGAGACUACAGGAUUACGAAAAGACAAAGCUGAGGCCAUAUAUUGAUUACUUUAGAACCUUUGUUGCGAGUUUGAAUCGGGAUGAGCGGGCGUCAGGGAAAAGGGAGAGGGAGGAGGAUGGCGCUGGAGAACAGGGUAGCAUGGACUUUUAGCCUCAUUGACUUCGUCUUAGGGAUGUUGGGUCGCAGGGAAAAGGCGAAUUUUUAUGGCGUUCAGGGAUGCGUAUCGGUUCUUCCUGAUUGAGUGUCUGUAGUAGACUUCGAGGUUCGGAUGCCUAGCGAAUGCGUCUUAUAUUUCUCUACCCCGUGGCAGGACAUGACGACUUUGGAGAUAUAAUCGGAUCUUGAGCCAAUGUUUCGAACAACAUUGUCAAGCUCUGGAAUGGAGUAAGGAGUAUCAUC
Messenger RNA from Coccidioides posadasii C735 delta SOWgp, 2128 nucleotides. RefSeq lists its product as uncharacterized. Lineage: Eukaryota; Fungi; Ascomycota; Eurotiomycetes; Onygenales; Onygenaceae. Gene Ontology annotation, biological process: DNA replication, synthesis of primer. The record is from RefSeq and is a predicted model, not a curated record. Gene Ontology annotation, cellular component: alpha DNA polymerase:primase complex.